Colletotrichum higginsianum IMI 349063 is the source of this 2253-nucleotide messenger RNA. RefSeq names its product Heterokaryon incompatibility protein. Lineage: Eukaryota; Fungi; Ascomycota; Sordariomycetes; Glomerellales; Glomerellaceae. The transcript has a single exon. The record is from RefSeq and is a predicted model, not a curated record. The coding region runs from base 1 to 2253 and encodes 750 amino acids.
AUGUCGACCUUCCAGUAUGCCAGCUUGCUGAAAGAAUCCGAAGUUCGCCUUCUUCGGCUUCACCCUGGUGAAUGGCUGGAAGAUCUCGAGGCCACAUUAUACGUAACUGACCGAUCUCGAGAGUACGUUGCUCUGUCAUACGCCUGGGGCAGCACCAGGACGUCGAACCAAAUCAUCGUCAAUGGCAAGGUUCACAGUAUCACUUUCAAUCUUGACAGAGCCUUGCGCGCUGUCCGUCGACGUACAGAACCCGUCACUCUCUGGGUGGAUUCGAUUUGCAUUAACCAACACGAUGCUGCUGAGAAAAGCAAGCAGGUUGGGCUGAUGCACGAUAUCUUCGGCUGGGCCACUGAAGUGAUCGCCUAUAUUGGUGAUGGCUUGGACCGUAGCCGGAAGGACUAUCCGCGUCGGUUCGAAAAGCUCGGUCAACAUCCCCCGGUUCACUUUACAGGGACUCGCAGGGACGAAGCCCUAGCUUACCAGUACCUCGCCGAUAAUUGGACAAAGCUGCCUGCCGGUUCGGCGUCGGAAAAUGACGAAAUUGUUUCUCUAUUCAGUUUCUUGGUGGCGUUCAGCUUCGAGAGCAUGAACGACAGCUUCGUCGAUGAACACUUCGCUUCGCUCACGACACACCAUUCUACCGAGGAACGGAAGAUCCAGCUAAUGGCCGAGAGGAUUCGCCUCUUCGCUGUCAGCGACUGGUGGAACCGGAUGUGGAUAAUACAGGAGGCAUGUGUCGCCAGAAAUCUCACCAUUGCGUACGGACGUGUCACAAUGCCGUUCACUUUCAUCGUCGACGCCACCGAAAACUUCCUUCAGCUGUCUUCGUUGAGGUCCAAGGAGUUGAACCAAGUUAUGACCCACCUGGCAGACAAGGUGAAUGCUAUCGACGUAAUACGAUUUCGUGGGACAUUUGGCAGUAUGACAUUCGUCUCGACAACAAGCCCACUCCUGUGGUUGCUGAGGCGGUUUCGCAGCAGGAGGUCAUCGGAACCUCGAGACAAGAUCUUUGCCCUUCUUCGACUUGCAAAAGACUUGAAGAAAGAGCGAAUUUUUCAACACAGCGACGUCUACAUCCAGGCCAACUACGAUCUUGAUGUCAGCGCCCUGUUUACCUCUGUAGCGCAUGAAAUCAUUCUUCAGACCGGUCUUGUGUGGAUGACGACGUUCGAUUUGGUUGCCAAAUCUCGCAAGGACGUUCCGUCCUGGGUUCCAGACUGGUCUUCCGAUAUCAUGGCGCCGGGUUUCGACCAACGGCGCUUCCGUCUUCAUGCAGAGAUACCACUGCACUUCAACGCCAGCCGUGCCAUGUUCCGGAAACGGUGCGCUGAACAACCCAGCUCCAAGCUGAUGCCACGACAGCACAUCGAGCGCCUGAUACACGCGGACGAAGACUCAACCUGGGAACCUAUCCAUCUACUUCCAAAGUUAAUUAGCUACACAAAUCACCCCCACACCUCUGGAGCCCAGCAACGUCAGGCUUUGGUUCUGAACGGCGUGAACUGCGGCCAUAUUGAGACUGUCAGCGAUGUUAUCCGAAGCGACCUUUCAAAUCUUCCGUUAGUGGUUAUGCAAAUCCGUCCCAGCUGCGGAACACACAAAGUUCGGCGAAUGUAUCGGGAGCCCUUUCUCGAUCUUGUUGCGGCCUGUCUGUGCUACUCUCUGCGAGUCUCCAGCGAAAAUGGCGGAUGUCUAUACCUAAUGGAACCGGAACAGCGCCGACGAGUCACGCUUUGGAUCAGACAGAAGUGUGGAGUUUGCCUCUCUAGCAGACGCAAUAUGAUGACGCCCAACGACAGUACUGAGUAUCAGUGUGCGGAACCCUCAGACGUCGAUCCACAGAGGCCACUUGAAGAUGAUGAGGUUCAUUGGAUCGAAGACACUGUGCGAACCAUGGCGGCAGGUUGCCGUUUGUUCGUUACUGAACGAGGCCAACUCGGCAUAGGACCAGAAAACACGGGUGUAGGAGACGAUGUCUGCAUCGUCGAAGGGGGCCUUAUGCCUUAUAUCCUCCGCGCGGAUGGCGGUAGCAUACAUGUUCCCCCUCAGCAAGCCAGGAGUACACUUGAGCACUUGGAAAAUAUGAGGAGGACAACGAUGGUGGGGACCUGUUAUGUCGAAGGGAUUAUGCACUGGGGACGCGAAUCAGGCGAGACGGAAGACGAUACGCGGGACAUUGAGUACUUGGACUCAAAACUGAGAAGACGGCUGUACUGUGGCGACAUCGUCGAGGAGGGCAUUAUGAUACUUUAG